Molecule: messenger RNA, 868 nt
Organism: Xenia sp. Carnegie-2017
Lineage: Eukaryota; Metazoa; Cnidaria; Anthozoa; Malacalcyonacea; Xeniidae
Exons: 4
Coding region: 194-868 (224 amino acids)
Source: RefSeq, a predicted model, not a curated record
CCGUCACACUGCUGCUUAUGGCACGAAACUCUAAUUUACAUGCGAAGUGCUUGUGCUGUGUGUUUAUCUCUGGACUUUGAUUGAAAUAUUAUACAGCUAAAUAGUUUCUUUUGUUGAUUUUUGAUCUAUUGUUUUGUGGGGAGAAAAACAACUCAUCGGAAUCAAGUUCGCUAAGGGUGGAAGAUAAUCUUGUAUGAAACAUAGAAGUUUUAAACAACUAGUUAAGCUGACAACAUCAAUGGCCAAACAAUAUCAACUUGUCUUUUUGCUUUUUAUACUUUCAAAUCAAGCAAACAGUCAGUUGGUGUGUAAUCAAUGUUUGAACAGUAAUAAUGGCAUGGGAGAUUGUGGAAGAGAGCAACGAUGCACAAGUGAAGAGCCGCGCUGUUUAGCUAUAAGAAGAGACGUUGAUGAUCUACUUGGGAACGUAGGAACCAUUUACGAGACGCGAUGUGCAAGUUCUACAGAAUGCUCAUCAAGCAACUUGAGAAAUAUCUGUCCUGGUGAUGAUUGUCAAGCCCAAUGUUGCUCAACCAAUAAAUGUGAUCCUUUCGUUUUGAUGAGUCGAGAAUCCCUCGAUACCUGUACACAUUCACGUCAACGCUGUGACGAAGAUCAAGAUGUAUGUCUUUCGCUUCUCAUGGAGGGUGGUAACGAUCCAAAGAGUUACUAUAAACGUUGUGCACGCAGGGACGAAUGCACCGAAAGUGAAUUGAAUAGAUUGUGUAAUGAACACAUGGACGAAUUCACUCAAAAACAAUGCAGGGCUACUUGUUGUCAUGAAGAAAUGUGCAACACUAGUUCCUUUCAUAUGAUUUCUUUAAUACUUCUCGCUUGUGUGUUUCUACUUGUUCUUGCUGCAAAUUAA